Schistocerca americana (American grasshopper) is the source of this 3839-nucleotide messenger RNA. RefSeq names its product casein kinase II subunit beta. Gene Ontology annotation, molecular function: protein kinase regulator activity. Gene Ontology annotation, cellular component: protein kinase CK2 complex; cytoplasm. Lineage: Eukaryota; Metazoa; Arthropoda; Insecta; Orthoptera; Acrididae. The transcript has 2 exons. The record is from RefSeq and is a predicted model, not a curated record. Bases 392 to 1057 code for a protein of 221 amino acids.
GACAUCAACUAGAUCAGUAGACCCCGAUGAUUUCAUAUCAGAACAUUUAAGUAUGUGAUAUCCGGUUUUUAUUUGUCGUACAAAUAUUAUUCUGGAUUAAUUCAUGACGGAAAAAGUGAUUAAUUAUUAUUUCCGCUACAAAAAUUAAAUGACAAAUGUCAUCCUUGACACGAUGCUGUACCAUGUCGCUAUUCUUUUGUUCGUUAUUACGUGAAUUGUUGGUUUGCAAUAGGUUAGUGCACCGGGAAAGCGAAAGUGUGUUGUAUAGAUUUUUGUGGGCGUUAGUGUUGAAGAUGAUAUAGAAGUUCACCUCAUUAACAAAUUAUAAAGGCGCCCCUCUGCACAAGUGUCCUUGACUGAUCAGCAAGGAGAGAGAAAUACAGAUCUGAAGAUGAGUAGUUCUGAAGAGGUAUCCUGGAUCUCAUGGUUUUGUGGCUUAAGGGGCAAUGAGUUCUUCUGUGAGGUGGACGAGGAUUACAUUCAGGACAAAUUCAAUCUGACUGGCUUGAAUGAGCAGGUGCCCCAUUAUCGACAGGCUCUAGACAUGAUACUCGACCUCGAGCCAGAUGAUGAGCUGGACGACAAUCCGAACCAGUCAGAUCUGAUCGAGCAGGCGGCGGAGAUGCUGUACGGCCUCAUACAUGCUCGGUACAUAUUGACCAAUCGGGGGAUCGGCCAGAUGAUCGAGAAAUACCAGUCAGGAGAUUUUGGCCACUGCCCGCGGGUGUACUGUGAGAGUCAACCUAUGUUGCCUAUCGGAUUGUCAGACAUACCUGGGGAGGCGAUGGUCAAGACAUACUGUCCCAAGUGCAUGGAUGUUUACACACCGAAGUCAUCACGUCACCACCAUACGGACGGUGCUUAUUUCGGCACUGGUUUCCCGCAGAUGCUUUUUAUGGUGCAUCCAGAAUAUCGUCCAAAACGUCCUGUUAAUCAGUUUGUCCCACGUCUGUAUGGCUUCAAGAUUCAUCCACUUGCAUACCAGAUCCAGCAACAGGCAGCCAGCAAUUUCAAGGCCCCACUUCGUGCUAUCAGCUACAACAAUGGGAAGCGUUAACAUUUGGACUGGCACCUGAGAGAGCUUUUUCAGCUUUUUUCUUAGCAUCAAUAUUUAAUAGAUAUUCGUUCUUUGUCUUUGUAGGUUAAUGUAAUAUUACAUGGGAUACUGCCAAAUUUAAUCACAGUGUACUUGUCAUACAUUGUGUUGUGGAGUGCUUCGUGUUUUAUCAUUCCUCUUGUGCUGAAAUUAGUCCAGAAUAAUUUGUGUGUAUUUAUGUCUGGUACAUUUACAUCUUGGAAAAAUUGUCUCAAUUGUGUUUACUGCUUUGUUAGGUGAAUUUCAUUAAUUUAAUGAUUUUAUGAACAGAAUAUGUAACAGUUCAUUGUUGUCGUCGAAUAUCACAUGACAUUAUCUUCCCCUUUUAUGCGCUGCACCCAUUUCAUAUUGUUCAUAGGAAUGAUGUAUUGCAACUAUUUAUCUUUUCCAUAUUUGUUUUCAGCAUCAGGGAUUGUAAUUUUGAGAGAGGUUUAUUCAAUCUAAUUGGAUAAAAUUUUUUCGGCUUGAUGCUCAUUCAUAUAGAUGAAUAUUUAAAGACAUAAGAACUGGAAAGAAAAUUUUAGGAAGUAGUGGCACAAUAAGACACUUAUUUACACAUACUAGAACUUUCAGUUUCCUAAUUUUUUAUUUAAAAGAUUCAUAAACCUUCUUAUUUUGUAAUAAUACAAUGCUGGGAACUGAGAGGGGGGCUUGGGCUUUGUAGAGGCAGAAGGGAUUGGAAAAAUUCUCAGGAUAUUGAUUGUAGUGAGGAAAUUGUAAUUUGUACUGAUAAAUUUCUUAACAACCACGUGGUUUAAUGAACACAAUAGGGCUGCCACCCAUGUUUGUGAUAUGUAACUAUUAUUACAGUGUACAUUAAAAAGUAUUUUAAAAAUAUCCCUACAAAUUGAAGGAAAAAUAAAGUUUAAGCUGAUGUUAUAAAUUUAUUCUGAGAGCAUUUAAAGUUAUAAUGAUACGUAAUAUGAGCGUACUCACACAUUGAAACAAGAAAUUUGUUGGUAUGGCACUCGUGUAACAGAGGGCCAUACCAGAGGAUAUUUUUUACAUUGGUAAUUGAAAGUUACCAGAAAGAUAAAUUAAUUAAUUCAACAGGCAGUUUAGGUUUGGGUAUAAUUGAAAACAUGUAAGCCUUUGUAUCAAUACUGGUAAUGUGACACCAGACUACAUGGGUCCAAUUAAUGGCAUUCUGACUUCGUGUGAAAAGUUUAUGAUUUUCAUUUUUUAAAAGAAUUUCCGCAUAUGGAAGGGAGUAGGGUUUAAAACAGUUGGGUGUCAAAUAUUGUUACCAUAAUUGUUUGAGAUCCUCCUCUUGUCCAAAUUAGUGCAUAUUUGGUAAUCUAACUAUUUAUUGAAAUAUAAGAUGCAAUUAAGUGUAACCAUAGAAUGUCUCAUGACUGUGAACUGUUUAAUUAAGCUCUUGUAAUUGGAUUGUUUUUUCAUGAAUAUGGCAUUACUUUAUCAGAUAUUCAUGUAGGACCACGCUCAAUGAUUGCAUGAUGCUUUGGAGGAUUGAAUACUAUGGAACUUAAUUUUUAUUAUAGUAAUUGGAUAUUAUUAUAUACAAGCAGAGUAUUUUUUAAAAAUUGCUGUAGAUGGUUACAUACUUCUGGGUGAUUUCACGCAUGAAACAGAAAUAAGUUUGGGAAUGACUGUUGUUUAUGGAUGGAUCAUUUCAAUAAAUAUGUAUGUUAAUUCUAAGAGUUUCCCAAAGAAUAUGGUAUUCAGCGAACAACUGAGCUGCUCUGCUCUUGGUAUCAGAUAAUCUUUCACUCUCAUAAUAGCAAGAGUGGAGUCACUGUUCUGUAUCAGUUUUACAGUGUUCUUAUAGCAUCGUUUGUAAUUGUCUCUCUGCAUUAUAAGAUUAUUGGGAACAAUGUACCAAAAUCAAAUCACUUAUUUUAACAAGUGUUAAUCCAUUACUAUUGUGGUGAUAAUUUUGUGGGUCAAAGGGAAACAAUGUAGGUGUGAGAAUAUUAUAAUUGCAGACACAGGAAGUCGGUAAAUGUGUAACAGCAAAUAAGCAUUGUAUUAUGCUCACUUCUGUUUAUUCUCUCAUACUUUUAAACAGAAUUAAUUUUCUCAUAUGUCAAAUUAAUGAGAUUUGCUGUGUUUGGUUCUUGUUAUAUGCUGACAAGCUUCACAGUACUUGAGUACAAAAUUUACACAAGUGUUUGCUGACACAACUGUUUGGAGAAAUAUGGUAAUAAAUUACCAUUUAACAGAAUGUAUGUAUUGUCUGCAUCUUUUAGCUAUUCCGAUAAUAUGAUUAAAAAAAUGGGUAUUUCCACAAUGCACUUUUCAGCAAUUGUUGACACCUUAGUUUUAAACUUUCAUUAUUUCAUGUCAUUAAACUAGAAAGUAUUACUAGUCAGUCAUAAAAGGUUUUACACUUUGCAGGUAUAAAAGGUACGUGCAUCAACAACACUUGGUCUCGCACAGUAAUUGUAAAUAAAUAUUUUUGAAAUGUGUUCUUAAUUAAGAUAAAAAUAUUGUGCUACUUCAAAUAUAAACUUUACCUUAUUCAGUAGGAACUCAAGCCAUGUGUGUAAUUAGUACUAGUUUCAAAUGUUACUUCAGGUCUGAACUUCUUUACUUUCUCCGUCUUUGUCAAUAUUAAAUAAGAUUUCUGUUCCUUUGUAGUGUUGUACACACAUAAUUUGUAUGUUCAGUAUUUGUUGCAAUUACAAGUUUACUCUGUAUUCAUUACAGUACUUGUAUUACUCUCUUUAGUACAAAACUUGCCUUGCAAUGUAAAAUUUCUUAAUAAAUGAAAUGUCACAUA